Messenger RNA from Anopheles marshallii, 1530 nucleotides. RefSeq lists its product as uncharacterized. Lineage: Eukaryota; Metazoa; Arthropoda; Insecta; Diptera; Culicidae. The record is from RefSeq and is a predicted model, not a curated record. The transcript is spliced from 4 exons. Bases 1 to 1530 code for a protein of 509 amino acids. Gene Ontology annotation, cellular component: nucleus. Gene Ontology annotation, biological process: regulation of transcription by RNA polymerase II; muscle organ development; cell development. Gene Ontology annotation, molecular function: RNA polymerase II cis-regulatory region sequence-specific DNA binding; DNA-binding transcription factor activity, RNA polymerase II-specific.
AUGGACAAACCGUCGCGUCCGGUGCGAAAUCGUAAGCGCAGUAGGUUCGUGACGAAUGUCUUGCGUGUGACCGUGUGGAAAGCAUGGCCACCGGGAGAUAGCCACCGGCCGGUGAAACGAUUAUUUACACCGGAAAUUAAGCGUAUGCUGAAGGACUGGUUAGUACGGCGCCGGGAGAACCCAUACCCAAACCGGGACGAAAAGAAGCUGCUUGCCACCGAGACGGGUUUGACGUACACUCAAAUAUGUAACUGGUUUGCGAACUGGCGACGAAAACUCAAAAACUCGGGCAAUGAUCCAAUUCGCAAGACGUGGGGUAAUUUGAUCAAGAAUUACAACACCAAUGCGCGUGGCAAUGUGGAGCAGUUUAGCAUAUGUUCGAAUGAUAGCAUUUGGGGUGAGCAAGGGGAAGACUCGCAAGGUUCCCGUACAUCUUCUUCGGGCGAGCAGCCUUACCACCAUCAUCAACAUCGUCAUCGUCGCCAUCAUUACAGGCACAACCAGCAACAUCCGCAGCGGAGUCCUUCCCGUGCACAGUACGGACAGAGGAAUGCUGGAAAACCGUACCCAGCGUACACCGAUACAGGUGGUAGAGGAGGCGAGAAUAACAAUAGCGAAUCGUGCCAAAACAAUAAUGUAGACUGCAGGACGUAUUCCGAUUACUUGCGAGUACUGCCAGAGUAUGGCAGCGUCGAGGAUUGUCCGAAUAGUGAAGAUCUGCGAGAUAGCUAUCCACCGACAGCGUUUCGAAUCGAUCAUUGCUAUACUCCACGCAACUACGAAACCGUCUUUGGCAUACCGGAAGAAACGAGAUGUUACAAGGUCACCCAAUUCGAUGGGAGCUAUGAUCCGGAGAGUGGGACAACACUUGAGCCUCUCAUUCUAACUGCCACACCUGCCCAUUAUGGUCGUCCUUACGCGACGAAGGAAGUUCCCACUGGCGGAACACUCUAUCUCACCCCAACAACUACACUCUCUCCCGCUGCCACUCCAGCAAUCACCAGUGGUAGAUCACGUUCGAGCAAAUACAAAAGCAGCAUCAUGGAGAAAUAUCUUCGCGAUCUAGGCGAGCUGGAACCAGCGGAUGUGCCAACGGAUGAGUCUGCAACCAUGGUGCCGGUUUUAAUGGCGGCAAUACCCUUUCAACAGAAACACUGUGGCCACACCCGUAACCACGAACUUCAGCUACAAGCGCAACCUACGAUGGGCUAUGACACGGCCGUAUUACGAGGACCACCUUCAUUAUCGAAAUGGCUGGAAAGUGCUGCAAAGUUCACACCGUCAAAACACAAUUACAUCGAUUGGGAAUGCUCUGGAAAACAAUCGACAACGAAGAAACGGUGUGAUUCGGAGAGCAACUACUACGGCAUGGUUGAUACCGGUGAUGAUAACGGUUGUGCCUAUGCGAGACCAUUUUAUAGCGAGCCAACGACAACAGUUGGUACACUCGAACACCAAAAGGAUGAACUCGAUGCUGCAGAAGCGCUCACGAGGCUGGCAAACAAUUUUCGAACCAAAUUUUCCACCUAA